AUGACGUCCGAGCAGGAGAACUUCCUGCUGGAGUCGAUCGCCAAGGCGAACGUGGACGAGCACGAGCUGCCAGAGGCGCUGGCGACCCUGAGCGACGAGCGCAAGAAGACCUGGAAUGAUAACCGCGACUACAAGAGGCAAUUGCGAGUGGACAGGAAGUUCCAUCAGACACCAGGGGCCUCGGGAUCCAGGCCUUCGGCCCCCGCGCCUCCGCCUCCUGGCAAGAGAGAUGGCCAUCGCCGCAAUGCGAAAGGAGUCGUUCGAGGUCGAAAGAAGAGGUUGCCCGUGGACAAGCUGGUGAAGGUCGCGAAAUGCAGCAAUGUCCACAAGGAAGGACACUGGGGCCGAGAAUGUCCAGAGCGACGGGGUCGGGGUCAGACGACGUCGGCGCCGCCAGGAGGUCGGGAGCCCGCGCCCGGCUCCGUUCUCCUGGGCCCACCCUGA
Molecule: messenger RNA, 444 nt
Organism: Prorocentrum cordatum
Lineage: Eukaryota; Dinophyceae; Prorocentrales; Prorocentraceae
Source: the annotation of a GenBank genome assembly